UUCCCCACACACGCGCUUGCUGCCCGCUGUGCUGGCUGUGUCUGCCUGCCUGGGAGUUGAUGGUGAGCGGAGCUGGGCCGGGACCUGCGAAGGAUGGAGGAGAAGCCCUCCGCCAGCAUCAAGCCCCACCUGGACAAGCUCACCCUGGGCGUCAUACGCGUCUUGGAGACUUCUCCAGGAGUUGCUGAGGUGACGUUUGUGGAAAAGGAGCCAGCUGAACGCCACACUAUCAUUUCAUGGGAGCAAAAAAACUCCUGCGUGUUGCCAGAGGAUUUAAAGAACUUCUAUCUGAUGACUGAUGGCUUCCAGAUGACCUGGAGUGUGAAAACUGAUGAUACCCCAAUGCCCCUGGGUUCCAUGAUGAUUAAUAGUGUCUCAAAGCUAUGUCGACUUGGGGGUUCCUCAAUGUACACUCUGCCUAAUGCACCAACUCUUGCUGAUCUGGAAGAUGACACAGAUGAAGAAGGUAAUGAAGACAAACCAGAGAAGCCACAUUUUGAUUCUCGUAGUCUUAUCUUUGAAUUAGACCCGUGCAAUGGGAAUGGGAAAGUUUGUCUUGUUUAUAAGCACACUAAACCAGUUGUCUCCCCAGACACAGAGAUAUGGUUCUUGGACAGAGCUCUAUAUUGGCAUUUCCUCACCAAAACCUUCACAGCUUACUACCGCCUGCUCAUCACCCACCUGGGCCUCCCACAGUGGCAAUAUGCCUUCACUAGCUAUGGGGUCAGCCCCCAGGCCAAGCAAUGGUUUAACAUGUAUAAACCCAUAACUGUCAACACAGCUCUACUUUCUGAAGAAGCUGACUCCUUUGUGAAUAAGCUGGACCCCAACAAAGUAUUUAAAAGCAAGAACAAAACUCCAGUGAUCAAAAAGAAGUCGUCCUCCCAACCAGCAGGCUCCCAAAAGAGCCAUACUACCAUGACGUCCUCCAAGAGUUCUUUACUACCUGGCAAUUCUUCAAGGAAGUGAGACCCCGAGAUCUGGCCCUGGACAUCAUUUGCAACAAGCUUUGAUGUUCUGUGAUGCAGAGUCUGAGAGCUUCAGACCAAGCCCUUUGUUGUGCAUGAAUAGAUCUUCCCAUGGAAACUACACUGCAGCAUUUGCAUGAAACAUAACCACAGUGUACUUUGAUGUGGGAGGGAGAUAGAUCCUGGUGGCUUUCAGCAAAAAAACUUGAGACACUGAUUUAAUUCACAUUUGCUACUUGCAGCAUGUACUUUUCAAAGGCAUGAAGAAGUCAUUGAUGUCACUGCUCUGUAGGGAAGCUGUUGUUACUGUGCAACUACAGCAGUGAACUGAAAGUAAAUUUAAGUCACUAUCUUUAAUAGACCCAUGCUGAAAUACAGCAUGUGAGGAUAUUUCUGCUAUCAUCUCCUUUGAAAGAAACCUGCCCUGGCCUUGCAUGUUGUGGGAGCAGGCUGGAACCUGCAACAAAAAGAAAUAUGUUUCACUUCAGACAGAAUCAAACUGCAUUUCCCUUUCCAAUCUUUCAACUCUGAGAUUCACAGUACAGAGGGGCCUGGGGUUUCUGUGUCCCUGCAUUGGCCUAGCCACUUGCUUUACAGCCAAGACCAUUCCUUGGCCUUCAUGCUGUAUCCUUUGGGAUAAUGAAUGAGCUCUGUGUGAUGCCCUCUGUAAUGAGACUGGAGGCGACAAGAAGAUGCAAGGACCCUCAUUGCCUCUGCUUUCUCCUCUUGUGGGAACUGACUGGGGACUGCUAGAGCAGGAGCCAGGGCAGCUCCAGGUGCAUCAGUGGUGUUAGAGUGUUGUAAACCAGGAGGACACCUUGAUUUGUCACACACUCAUUUCCCAGUCUGAGCAUUCAAAACACUUUUAUGACUUAUUAACUGGGCAGGAUCUGACCGGGGCCAUUGAGAUCCUACAGCCCUAGAAGGCCCUGAUGCUAUUUUCGAUACUGUAAGUUUUCAGGUAAAACUGCACUUUAACCCAUUCAUUUCUGGUUUUCAGUAACAUCUGACUGUUUCCAUUAAUUUUUGAUGUCAUUCAGUCUUCUUACAUAUGCUGGAAGCACCUCAUAGCAGCCAGCCCAUUCUGUGCCUAAGUAGGAAUUGCAAAGUCACUAUCUCCAAGCAAGCAUUGAUGGUUCAAAAAACAGCAUAUUUUAUUUAUGAAACAGUUACAUAAUUGCGUAAGACAAACCUACCUCACAGGGAUGUUGUGAGGCUUUCACGAGCAUUUAUGGCCUUCAGAAAGACCAAGCCACCCUGUAAGUAAGUGCUUAAUAGUAUUUUAAUAAAGAUUUGAAUAUUUUCCUCCA
This is a messenger RNA of Rhea pennata, 2278 nucleotides long. RefSeq names its product tubulin polyglutamylase complex subunit 2 (gene TPGS2). Lineage: Eukaryota; Metazoa; Chordata; Aves; Rheiformes; Rheidae. The record is from RefSeq and is a predicted model, not a curated record. The transcript has 7 exons. Gene Ontology annotation, biological process: protein polyglutamylation. Bases 94 to 969 code for a protein of 291 amino acids.